GCCUUGAUUCCAUAAAGUGUCAAGAGAGAAUAGCGGUCAGAAUACGUUUACAAAACAAAUACCAAAUUAUAUUUAAUUUUAAUUGGAAUUAAAUCGACUGAAUGAAAUAAAAAUGACUGAAAAGCAAUAUGGUUUGAUCAAACCGCAGAAGCCUACGACUCGGUUGAUGGCAUUUGCUAGUGACAGUGAGUCAGACGAUGAGCCGGCGGCAAAGAAGAAAAUUUCGAUUGGUGAAAGUGUCACUCAAAAGCGACAGGCACGAAUUAUACAGCAGGACGCUCUUAAAAUAGAUCCAACGAUAUUUCAAUACGACGAAUUGUAUGAUGAAAUGACCGCAAAUCGUGAAGAGGCCAAGAAAGCCAAAUCAAAUGUUAAUCGAGAAUCAAAAUACAUAAACAAAUUACUGGUGGCGGCCGAAAAGAGAAAAAUUGAGUAUGAAACCCGAAUCGAACGCAAAGUACAAAAGGAACGUGAAGCAGAGGGCGAUCAAUUCAAGGACAAAGAAGUUUUUGUUACGGCUUCGUAUCGUGAAAAAUUGGAAGCAAUGAAGAAAGCUGAAGAGGUUGCCCAACGUGAAGAGUAUUUGGAAAAUAUUGGUGAUGUAUUAAAACAAAGGGAUUUGAGUGGUUUUUAUCGACACAUGUACGAACAGAAACUUGGCAAUGAUAAAAAUGAUGAAGUGACAACGGAACCGGAUGGAAAAAAGGAAACGCUUGAAGUUAAAAAGAAAGAUAACCAAUCAGGCAAACGACGUAUGUAUCGAAAACACAGUGACCAUGAAAAUUCGGAUGACGAACAGAGCACAUCGAAAGCAAGCGGAGAGUCAGCCAGCAAAAAAGUGCAUUUGCAAUCUAAUUUAGAUGCAGACUCAGAUUUUAGUAUAGAUUCGUCGUCAGAUUCAGAAGAUAAUGACGAGGAGAAAGCGAGUGACAAAACAAAUCAAAUAACUGGUUCUCCGUCGAAUGCGGACAAAAUGGACAAGAGUAAUAAAACUGAAUCGAAAGAAGAACAUCAAAAGAUUGAGUCUGCGGAAAAUGGAGCCGUAAAAAAUGAAGGAAAAAAGGAUGCUAAGGAGUCGAACGGAGGGGAAAAGAGUGAAGAGGAAAAAAUGCCACCGCCAAAAGAAGUGAAACCAAAAGUGGACAUUUGGAAAAAACGAACAGUUGGUGAGAUCUACUUAAAUGCAGUUAAACGAUACUAUGAAAGAAAACAAGCAGCAGCAUAGUUGGACGCCGUUGGAAGCAUUUGGUUUGAAGAACUGCGAAGAAAACAAAAUGAUUUGUAAUGAAAAGAAUAAAAUAUUAUGAUAUCACACACAA
Messenger RNA from Sitodiplosis mosellana (orange wheat blossom midge), 1319 nucleotides. Its product is annotated as nuclear speckle splicing regulatory protein 1. Gene Ontology annotation, biological process: regulation of alternative mRNA splicing, via spliceosome. The transcript is spliced from 2 exons. Lineage: Eukaryota; Metazoa; Arthropoda; Insecta; Diptera; Cecidomyiidae. The record is from RefSeq and is a predicted model, not a curated record. Bases 113 to 1225 code for a protein of 370 amino acids.